GUCUUCUCAGCGCCUCCCAGUCUCAGCUUGACUUUCGCAGUGAAUGGACGCAACUUGUGGCUCUCCGCUUGCAAAGAGAGUGAUCUGUAAACAAAUUAACCCCAUCUUCACCAAACUUUGUACGUGACCGGAGGUAGUUAAUGGCUAUUUAACUGCGUAUGACUAUCGUGCGUUAUCCAUCAAUAAAUACACAGGAAACAUGCCUCGUAUCCUGUCGAAAUUAAGGUUUUGGUCCAACAAAUCGUGCCAAGCCUGUAAGGGGCAGCCUACCCCGCCUCCAUGUUAUAACUGCGUUUUGAAAUUGGAAACGCCACCGCCCGCUUUCACGGCGGUCCAAGGGCAUUUCUUCAGCGAAGAUGACCAGUCGUCGCUGUACCCCUUCGCAGAGGAAUACACGUACCCAGAGGAUGCCCAGAUAGGAGAGGAGCUCCACCCGGGAAACGGAGAGCUAUGUCAUGGCCGCUCCUCGCCUUUCAACGAGGACGGCGUCCAUCAAGAACUAGAAGUUUUAGACUACACAGGGUAUGAAUUACCCAGGGAAUUGGGCAACGUAGCCUUGGGAUUUCUUCCGGACGAUCAGAAGCAACAACAUCAAGCAGUACUCGGCGUCCAUACCCAUGGAAGAACGCGACAUCCAAGCGCGCCUGUGCAUUCAAAGCGUUCACUGCACAGUGGAGUUCCGCGGGUGUCCUCAGCUUCGCGCCUGGAGUAUCUGAUUACCGGGAAUGACGAAGACGACAGAGAGACGCUCACCAGCUCCAACAAAUCGCUGCUAGCAGCGCUGAGCGUCCCAAUUAUGCAAAUGGAGGACCAGCUUUUGUUGCAGGAACCCUUGUCGCCGAGGAACAAGUCGCCUCUUCCUUCACAACUGCUUAUACCCGAGUAGAAAUUCCCCUGAAGGAACGAAGGGGGCGACAUAAAAUCACUCAACUGAGGGGGCUUCGUGGUCAGCGUUGAAUACGAACCAUAUGCCGGCUCAGAAUCGUAGGCCUAUAGCGAUUCCGGGCCGACUCAGAAUCGUAGGCCUAGCGAUUCCGGACAAGUGUUUAAAACUAACGACGCUCCGUAGAGCGUCGUCGUUGUUUUGUUUUGACGUUCGGGUUUAGCUUUUGCAAGGUGAAGUUUGACCUUCUAUCAUUCCUAGGCGUCGUAACAUGUACGCCGUGGGAACUCCGUGGUCAUUCAUUGAUGUGAUGUGGUGCGCUGUGGGUUUGUCGAUGCAAGUUAGUACAAAGGAAUCAGUGUAGAAUGGGCUUUUGUGGAUUUGGUUAAUUGUUCCUAGGUAUUAACUGCUACACAGUACAAAUGGAUCAUUAUAGAAUGGGCUUCUGUGGAUUUGCUUUACUGUGCCUAGGCAUUUUACUGUAACACUGCACAAGACACAAGAAUCGUGUAUUUUGUUGUGGAAAAAAAAAAUGCAUGAAGGCUUCACAUGCUGCAGUGACGGCACAUCUCGUUGUGGUGUUCUGUUAAUACGUCGAGAAGGGCAUCUGCUUGCUCUAAAAAAACUUUUGUACUUUUUUAGCCAUUGCUAAUAUCUAAGUUAUUUAUUUUUCUCAAUAAAAAUCUAUGUAAAAGGGA
This is a messenger RNA of Macrobrachium nipponense, 1581 nucleotides long. RefSeq lists its product as uncharacterized. The record is from RefSeq and is a predicted model, not a curated record. The transcript has 2 exons. Bases 200 to 886 code for a protein of 228 amino acids. Lineage: Eukaryota; Metazoa; Arthropoda; Malacostraca; Decapoda; Palaemonidae.